AUGGAGGCCCAAACUUCCAAGGUCGUUCUUAUCGUGCCUAAACAGCAUGUCAAGACUGUAAAGUCUGCCCUGGAGCGGGCCGGACAGCUCGACCGGAGCACCAAGAUCAUACCUGACUUGGACAGCGAGAGAGUACCAGAUGUAGUCGCCAAUUCGACUGUUCCGACACAAGGUGCCGAUUCAUCGAAUGCAUCUCAGUCUGAAGCAGGCACUGUGGCAUCACUAGCAGAAGCCUCCCAUGCACCAUCAAAUCUCACACAGCAAGCCCGCUUUCCAAGACUCCAUUUUGACGCUACCAGUGGCGAGUAUGUCGACCAGUCAUUCUUAGAAGACAGAGCCCAGCGCGAAAACCAAAACAUUGGAAAUGAGACUUCGAGUCUGUUUGCCGAGACGCCUGGUGAUCGCGACAAUCAUAUCGGAUUCCCCACCCUGCAGUUCGAUGUGGUCAGAGGAGAGUAUGUCGAUCCUUCUACCAUGAAUGCGGAAGCCGACAAGGCUAAGGGACCUGAUCAAAAGCGCAUGCGUAUCCCCACGACCAUUCCGUACCCUACGCAAACAAACGACUCAAACGACAUCCUGGAUACGGAGGCUUUGAAGUCCAAGAUAACAGAAGAUCUCGCAUUGGGCGAGAUCUCCACAGACAUAUCCAUCUCACACCACAUCCGGAGUACGGCAGCAUCCGCGCAUGGGGCUCACCAAAGUCCCCUUCAUAAGGCUUUGGGAACCGCGCUUGCCUUGCUUCUGGAUCGUGCACCAGUAUCGCACACACCCACGGUUGAAGCUCUCGUCACAGCCUUCCCAGACGGAUAUUCAGUAUACAAGCCCAUGCUUCUCCUCCCUUACAACGCUUUAUCCUCAACACUAUGGCACACUCUUCUCACCACCUAUCCAGCCGACUCCAACGAGAUGAAAGCAGUAUGGCGAGAUAUGGCAAGUUCAGUAGGCGCAACACACGUCGCCAUCAACGCGCCUAUCCCGAUAUCCACGUCUUCAACACCAGCAUCAUCCACCACCACGACAGACAAAGAAAACAUACUACGCAGCCCAACCGAUCUCACACCUCUAUACGGCAAUUUCGGUCCUACACCAACUCCGCAAUUCAUCACCUCACCAUCAGCAACAGACUUUGCCUCCGCCCUCUGGGUGACUGCGCGCCAAAACGGUAUCUGGCAGACCUGGGCGCCGCUUUACACGAUGUUCAGCCGUGGCAAUGUGAAUGAGAAAGCGCGGAUCUUGAAUCUUCCUUCUGUGAGCGAGUUGGAUGGUGCUUCAACGGCCGUCGAUCUCUACGCUGGAAUCGGGUACUUCGCUUUCUCGUACAAGAAGAGCGGGGACAGACGGAAUGCAGGUAUCAAGCGAGUUGUCUGUUGGGAGAUAAACCCAUGGAGUGUUGAGGGACUGCGCAGAGGGGCGGAGAUGAAUGGGUGGACGUGUCGGGUGCUCAAAGAGGCAGAUAUACAGCGGCUUCGAGGGAGUUGCGUGGUGGACGAUUCCGAUCUCCAUCAAGCGGAUCUUGUGGUCUUUCAGACGAGCAACGAGAGUGCUGAGAUGGACUACGCGUUACUUCCGUCGCCUAAGCCGCCUGUUCGGCAUGUCAAUCUGGGGUUGUUGCCUUCCUCUAAGCUCUCCUGGGGCGUUGCGGUUGCCAUGCUUGACAAACAGCGUGGAGGUUGGAUACAUGUGCAUGAGAAUGUUGGCGUCAAAGACGUUGAGACGAGGCGGAAGGUUGUAGAAGAGGAAUUUCAGAGACUGGUGGAUAAGAGGGAUGCUACAACGAAAAGGAAGGCUCUGGUGGAACAUGUGGAGAAAGUCAAGAUGUACGCACCUGGAGUUGUGCACUGUGUGUUUGAUGUUGUCAUUGGAGGUGAUAUCUGA
Alternaria ventricosa is the source of this 1875-nucleotide messenger RNA. RefSeq lists its product as uncharacterized. Gene Ontology annotation, molecular function: tRNA methyltransferase activity. Lineage: Eukaryota; Fungi; Ascomycota; Dothideomycetes; Pleosporales; Pleosporaceae. The record is from RefSeq and is a predicted model, not a curated record. The transcript has a single exon. Bases 1 to 1875 code for a protein of 624 amino acids. Gene Ontology annotation, biological process: tRNA methylation. Gene Ontology annotation, cellular component: cytoplasm.